AUGAUGGAACCCUCAUCGGAAAAGGGAAGCGUCAGAUUGCCGGUACGCGCCAAGGCCGGCUCCAUCACGCCUCGGAGGCUCCUGGCCGUGGCCGUUCUCUUCCUCGUAACCGUUGGCUUCAUGCACAAGUCGUUCGGCCAGUGCUACCACCGCCUCCGUGAACAUAUCUGCGGGCCUCUAUCUGUCGAAGAGCGAGCUGAGAGGGUCCUGAAGACGACGCCCUUGAUUGAUGGCCAUGUCGACAUGCCUCUGCUGUUCCGGUACUUUUACCACAACCAGAUUGACAAUGACGAUGUUAAGCAGGCCUUUGAGAACGGAACAUUCCCGGGUCACAUUGACAUCAAGCGUCUCCGAGAGGGCAUCUCGGGCGGCUCUUUCUGGAGUCUCUAUGCUCCUUGCCCGGAGCAUGGCGAUGACUUUUCCGAUGAGAAUCUCGCAGCAAGCGUCCAAUUCACCUUGGAUCAAAUAGAUGUCAUGACGCGCCUCCAGGAAAUCUACCCCGACGACUUCUCGCCAGCCAAGGGUCUGUACGCCUCCAACGCCCUGGACGCCUGGAAGAAGGGGCAGUUCAUUUCACCCCUUGGAAUCGAGGGCCUGCACCAGAUCGGCAACAAGGCUGCCAACCUGCGCCGCUUCUACGACCUCGGAGUACGAUACGCCACCCUCACGCACAACUGCCACAACAAAUACGCCGAUGCCGCGUUGCUGGAGAGCCCCUUCCGCAAGGCCGAGCCGCUGCACCACGGCGUCAGUCCCGAGGGUCGCAGUCUCAUUCACGAGAUGAACCGCAUCGGCAUGAUUGUUGAUAUUUCCCACGUCAGCGACGACACCAUGAUUGAUGUACUCGGCGGUAAUGACAGCUGGGAAGGCUCCAAGGCUCCCGUCAUCUACUCACACAGCUCGGCCUACGCCAUCUGUCCCCACCCGCGCAACGUCAAGGAUCACAUCCUCCAGAUGGUCAAGGGCACUAACUCAGUCGUCAUGGUCAACAUCUCGCCCGACUUCAUCUCCUGCAAGGACACGGGUGCGGACAAUGGUGUCCCCGAGUUCGCCCCUGAGGACAGCACUCUGGACCGUGUUGUCGACCACAUCACGUACAUUGGUGACCUGAUCGGCUACGCCCACGUCGGCAUCGGCACCGACUUCGAUGGCAUUUCCUCCACCCCCGAGGGCCUCGAGGACGCGUCCAAGUACCGCGUCCUCGUGGCUGAGUUGCUGCGUCGCGGCGUUAGCGAGGAGGAUGCUGGCAAGGUAGUUGGCGGUAAUGUUCUGCGUGUCUGGACUGCUGUUGAUGCUGUAGCUGCCAAGUUGCAGACCGAGGGCGCGCCGGUUCUCGAGGACAGGGUCGAACUCAAGUUCUAG
Geosmithia morbida is the source of this 1362-nucleotide messenger RNA. Its product is annotated as membrane dipeptidase. The transcript is spliced from 4 exons. The coding region runs from base 1 to 1362 and encodes 453 amino acids. Gene Ontology annotation, molecular function: metallodipeptidase activity. Gene Ontology annotation, biological process: proteolysis. Lineage: Eukaryota; Fungi; Ascomycota; Sordariomycetes; Hypocreales; Bionectriaceae. The record is from RefSeq and is a predicted model, not a curated record.